Messenger RNA from Adelges cooleyi (spruce gall adelgid), 2997 nucleotides. RefSeq lists its product as uncharacterized. The record is from RefSeq and is a predicted model, not a curated record. The transcript has 2 exons. NCBI's taxonomy places the organism in Eukaryota, Metazoa, Arthropoda, Insecta, Hemiptera, Adelgidae. The coding region runs from base 1630 to 2997 and encodes 455 amino acids.
GCAAAAAACAACAUAUCUGUAAGCAAAUUCAAGAAUACACUCUAAAGGCUAAUCCGGUGGCGCCGAUUCCGUACCUGAACGGUAGCUCUAUUUGGCUCCAAGUAACAGCUAACCGUUGUUUUCGUGUAAAUUGAGAGAAAGUUUUUAAUUUUAAAAAUUGCAUCAAAUUUAAUGUAUGCUUUAAGUAACUAUAUUAUAACUUGGCCAUAAGUAAAUCCAGAUGGUGUGGUGGACUGUUUGCAUUAUCGGCUGACAUUUUAAAUCGCACCAAAUAAAAAUAAAAUGGCACAUAUUAAAACCAUGCAACGUGAACUGAAUAUUGAAAAAAAAAUGCGUAACUUAACAUUUCAUUUUUAAAAGUACUGUCGAUAAACAUUAACAAACUAAAAGAAUAGACCCUAUCUCCUAGAAAAAAUAGAAACUAUGAUAAUAUUUCUGUUGGCCAAGGAAAGUGUUAGGUCUAAAGAUCUGAACAUUUGUCUAAGGUUGGACAAAAUACAGUAUUUUGUCGACUAAAUAAUAAAUACAAGAUACGUGUAACUUAAAAAAACUAAUUACAAUUAUCUUAAGUUAGAAGAUACAAAAUACCGGUUCAAAAUCCAAAAUCCGUAAUUAUUAAUAAUAAUUGUGUCUGUAUACACUGUAUUUUUUUUUAAUACUGGACCAAUUCCUUCAAUUAGUGAUUUGAGGGGGGGGGGUAAAUGUUCUCUUUAGAGUUAUUCUAGUAAGUUUUUAGUACUUAAGUACAAGUUUUAUGUCUUAAUUCUUUUUUUUUUUUUAAUUAGCAUAAAAACGUUUAUUUGAAAAUGAUUUGAUCCGAGUAAGCCAGUACAGUGGGGUCGAGGAAUAAUGGGAUCAAAGCAUAGUGGGACGAAGAAGUCAUAGGUCUACAGGAAUUAUUAUAAAAAAAAGUGAUAAAAUCACUUUCAAAUAAACGCUUUGAUGCUAAUUCGUAAACAUUACUCCUCACAUUAAUACUUAGAAACUGUGCUUGGUUUGGAAUUUUCUGGUUUGAAAAUGCUAAGUAUUGAUGCCCCACUAUGCCCCGCCCCUACUGUACUGGCUUUUCCAUAUGUAUUCAUUUAUUAAAAUUUUAAAUGUAUUUCGCGGUAUGAAAUUUAAUAUAUGUGUUGACUAAUAGGGUCGUUCGGUUUUAUAGAAAGUAUUAAAAUAUAUUCUUACUUACAAUUAAAGAUGUUUUUUUGUUUUAUCAACAGAUAUUGUAUAUUUGUAGUAAAUACAUUUGUUUAUGUUUUUCGACCGUACAAACGCGAAGGUGAAAAAUAACAGCAAUAUUUGGUAAGUACGCCGUAGGACUAAAUGUUUUAAAAGAGCUUUGUGUAAGCAACGAAGGUAUUUUGGUAAAAUAUAUAGGUUUAUUGAUGUAUAGAUAAAAUGUAUACGAUAAACAUGUAAUAAGGUCAUACUAAAAAAAACUCUGUGAAUCCGAGUUUUCAAAAAACAUAAUAUCAAUAAUUUGUUAGCGCCUCGCACGACUAUUUGUGUACAGAAGAGCUUCACGUAAACGACGACGGUAUUUUUAUGAAAAAUAUAUCGAUACGUCGCACAAGUACGUUGAAAGCCACAUCUACCAGUUGAAGUUAAGCAAUUGUAAGAAGUGACGACAGAAUGGCAGUGUUGAAAUCAUGGUAUGUGAUUAUUUUUUUCAUAAUCGGUGUACGGUCUUCCAAUGACAAGGAAGAAAUCGAGAAUCAUUUAGAAAAAAUAGAGAGCUUAAAAUAUUUGGCUACCGGUUACAAUAACCAAGAACAAUAUGAGCGUGAAAAUUUGGAAAAUAAUUCAGGCUCUGAUUUGCUGAGUAAAAUAUCGGACUUGUAUGUCCACUUGGAAUGCGGAUACUUUUACAGCACUCAGUUUCAUUUAAAAUUAACGGGCGAAGCGGUUUUCGACAACAUCAAAAACAUUCUCACGCAGGAGACAAUUGAGUAUUUUUUGUUUGAUAAAGAAGCGUCCAUGAUGCUCGAUUCGUUGUUGGAUCUAAAAAAAUAUUCGGCAAACCGUCUAUGGUUACUUGUUAUAUACGCCCGUCAAUUAAGCGUUUUCUUCGGACAAAUUAUUAAAGACGGCGGUACGUUUAAUUCGGAAAUUUUAACUGAAACCCAACGGAUGCACGAGUUCGUGCUAACCGAAAUAGAUAAACACUUUGAAAACUUGAAGUGUCCAAUCGGAAACUCUUUCGAUAUAAAAAACAAAAAACCCUAUUCAGUUUCAAACAUUGACAGCGUGAAAAAUGCAAUACAGCAGAACAAAAAGUUACUGCAUGAAAACUUCGAAAAAAACCGGGAUAAAGGACUAUUGCAGUUCUCGAUGUCCGAAUCGUUUUGGGACGGCUUGUUUAUUUUUCAUGACAAGGAAACAUACAGAUUGGUUAUUGACGAAUUUCUUGCCGACAAUUCCGAUCGAAUAACAGUCUUUAGGAAAACACCUUAUCCGAUAAUUAUAUGCGGGUUAAAGGGAAUCAAAACCCUUUGGAAUAGACAGCGUCUGGUAAUCGGCACGUUGAAAACGAUAAUGUUGGAAAUCAUGUUGUCGUAUACCAUUCAAUCUAGCCGAAUGGACCAGUCCAAUGACUUUGUAACAAACACAAACAAGUUUGUAAAUGAAAUCAUAAGCAAGUUUAUGGACUUAAUGUUGCUGAACGAUAAAAAGUCAUUCAAAAAGGUCUAUGAAAAAUUCACAAACUGCUCAUCGUACACGCAGAGAUCUCAUAGUUUUAAAGAAUGCAUGAAGGUUGCCAAAGUAGCCAUCGAAUGGUUGAUUGGGGAAUUGAAGAAGAAAGUUCAUUUACCCCUAAUCAAAACAAUAUUGAGCGACUGUGAAGGCGGCAACGUAAUAGAAAAGCCUACCGUUAGUGACUUUCUUAGAGUUGGCAAACUGUUUCUCGAGAAAAUUGAGAAUAACAUUAUACCACAUUCAAUCAGGUUGGUGUAUUCUUUUGGGGAUUUUAGGAACACGAUAAAAGAACAACUGCAGUGA